GAGAAUUGGGCUCUGUUGAUUCUUAGAACUGGGGUUCUUAGAAGUGGUGAUGCAAGGAGUUUCUAGGAAAGCCCGGAGACCAGGUUUGAAAGAAACUUUUGGACUGUGAAUUGAGGCAUUGGACUCAAGAUGGCCUCACCAGCAGACAGCUGCAUCCAGUUCACCCGCCAUGCAAGCGAUGUCCUCCUCAAUCUCAACCGCCUUAGAAGCCGGGACAUCUUGACCGAUGUUGUCAUCAUUGUGAACCGGGAACAGUUCAGAGCUCAUAAAACAGUCCUCAUGGCCUGCAGUGGCCUCUUCUACAGCAUCUUCACUGAUCAGCUUAAAUGCAACUUGAAUGUCAUCAAUUUAGACCCUGAAAUCAACCCUGAGGGGUUUUGCAUCCUCUUGGACUUCAUGUACACAUCCCGCCUGAACUUGAGGGAGAACAAUAUCAUGGCUGUGAUGGCCACAGCACUGUACCUGCAGAUGGAGCACGUGGUUGAUACUUGCCGAAGGUUUGUCAAAUCUAGUGAAGCUGAAAUGGUGUCUGCUAUGAAGACUCCAAGGGAAGAGUUUCUGGCUGGCCGGAUGCUGAGUCACCCAGAGGUGAUGGCUUAUCGGAGCAGAGAGAUCUCAGAAAGCAGCAUGCACCUCCGAAAUGGGUCCCUUUGUGAUGGGAGAGCCUUUGCACCUGGCUUGUUCAAUAGCCUGUCUGGAUCCUCCAUUUCCUACCCUGGAUACAGCCCCCUCCCUCUAAAUGGCUUCCUUGUGGAUGAUGAGUUGCGGGAGAUGCGGAUGCCCCUCUCCGAACUCUCAAGGGCGAGUGCCUUCCCCAAGGAGAGGAUUCUGCCAUGCGACAGCUCUCGGACAGUCCCCACAGAGUACAUGAGAACCAUCACCGACAUCUCAGCCAACAUGUGCCAUGCCACGAUUUAUGCUCCAAAAGAAGCUGCUGCUGAAGAAGCCAGGAGUGACAUGCACUACAGCGUAGCCUCUGGCCCCAAACCUGUUGUCCCCUCGGUCCGAAACAACUCCUACUUCUCUUGCGACAAAGUGGCCAAAGAGGAGGAGCGGACAUCUUCAGAAGAUGAGAUCAGCCAGCACUUUGAGCCCACCAACACCCCCUUGGACCGCAAGGGACUCAUUAGCCCCCAGAGCCCCCAGAAGUCAGACUGUCAGCCCAACUCGCCGACGGAGUCCAGCAGCAGCAAGAACGCCCGUAUUGGUCAGAGCUCUAGCUCUCUUGCCACCAAGAGCCCCACAGACCCCAAAGCCUGCAACUGGAAGAAGUAUAAGUUCAUUGUCCUCAACUCUCUCAAUCAGAGCACCAAGCAAGAUGGUGCUGAUCAGAAUGAGAUGGGAACCCUCUCUCCUCGCACUUACAUGCCCAUGUCCACCUGCCAGCAGUCCAUGGAGCCAGAACACCUCAAUGUGCAAUCCCCUACCAAGAUGAGUGUGAGUGGAGAAGAUUCCACUAUCCCACAAGCGAGCAGACUCAACAACAUUGUUAACAGGUCCCUGGAUGGGUCCCCUCGGAGCAGUGAAGGGCAGUCCCCGCUGUACAUGCAUUCAUCGAAGUGCAGCUCCUGUGGCUGCCAGUCCCCACAACAUGCUGAGAUGUGCCUUCACACCCCUGGCUCAACCUUUGGAGAAGAGAUGGGGGAAACCCAGUCUGAAUACUCUGACUCCAGUUGCGAGAACGGAGCCUUCUUCUGCAACGAGUGUGACUGCCGGUUCUCCGAAGAGGCCUCUCUCAAGAGACACUCUCUGCAAGUGCACAGCGAUAAGCCCUACAAGUGUGAUCGCUGCCAGGCCUCCUUCCGAUACAAGGGGAACCUCGCCAGCCACAAAACCGUCCACACGGGGGAAAAGCCGUAUCGCUGCAACAUCUGCGGGGCGCAGUUCAACCGGCCGGCCAACCUGAAAACCCACACGCGCAUCCACUCCGGCGAGAAACCGUACAAGUGCGAGACGUGCGGAGCCCGCUUCGUCCAGGUGGCCCAUCUCCGUGCUCACGUGCUAAUUCACACCGGGGAGAAACCCUACCCGUGCGAAAUCUGCGGCACGCGCUUCCGGCAUCUGCAGACCCUCAAAAGUCACCUUCGAAUCCACACGGGAGAGAAGCCCUAUCAUUGUGAGAAGUGCAACCUGCACUUCCGCCACAAGAGCCAGCUGCGGCUGCACCUGCGGCAGAAGCACGGGGCCAUCACCAACACCAAGGUGCAGUACCGCGUCUCGGCGACCGAGGUGCCUCCGGAGCUCCCCAAGGCGUGCUGAGGCCCCCGCGCGCAUUGGCGUGGGAAGCUGUCCAAAGGAUACUUGCAACACUUUAAAAAAAAAGAAGGAAAAAAGAAAAAGAAAAAAAAAAAGAAAAAAAAAAUCAUCAUAUGAUGGAGUGCCUCUAAACCCAUAGUGCAGAUAGGAAAAAAAAAAUUAGAAAUGGAAAAAAUACACGGGUUUUAUUUUUUUUCCCAGUUAUGUGAAACUAAAAUAAAAAUUAUUCAGAUCUUAUUGUAUAUAAAACAUGAAAAUAAAAAAUAGUCAUUUUAAAUGUCUGUGCAGUGGAGUGUUGAUAAACUCUGGAGUCUAACCUUCACAGCCUUUGCCGUUUGAAGAUGAGGAAUGUAAUGUUGAUUUAUGGGAACAGAUUUUUUCUUUUGUAUGCAAAAUGUGUGUUCUUUUAAAGAGAAAGUAUGCUAUUACAGAGAGGGCUUUAACUUUUUUAACCAAAGGUGAAGGAAUCUAUGGCAGAGUUGUAAAUAUAUAUAGAUAUAAAUAUAUAAAUAUAUAUAUAAUAAAUAUAUAUAGACCUUUAAAAAAAGCUAUAUUAAAAAUAUAUAAAAUGCAUUAAAGGCUCAGUUGGACUCUGCAGGCAGAAGCCACUCUGAGAAUCUUUAUUAUGAUAGAGCACUUAACAAGAUAUUUUAAAGUAUUGCAUCUGUACAAGUAAGAAAAUAUUUUGUCUAAAUGCAUCAGUGUAUUUGUAUUUUUUUGCAAGUGAAGGUUUACAAUUUACAAAAAAAGUGUGUAUUAAACCAACAAAGCUGCAGAAGGAAUUUAAAAUAAUAAUAAAGUGUAAUUUUUUUUUGUUCUAGUUCUCAGUCUGUAUAUAUGUAAAAUGUGGUUUCGCACGGUGCCUUUCUUUUCAAUGGAAGUUUUCAAUGUAUGGACUAUAUUGAGCUCAGUUUCUUCAAGGUACAGCCUGACGUUGCAAAAGGAGUUUUGGUGGAACUCUCUAUUGGGGAAUGUUUUAUUUUUUUG
Molecule: messenger RNA, 3243 nt
Organism: Nothoprocta perdicaria
Lineage: Eukaryota; Metazoa; Chordata; Aves; Tinamiformes; Tinamidae
Gene: BCL6
Product: B cell CLL/lymphoma 6
Exons: 10
Coding region: 130-2259 (709 amino acids)
Biological process (GO): regulation of transcription by RNA polymerase II
Cellular component (GO): nucleus
Molecular function (GO): protein binding; RNA polymerase II cis-regulatory region sequence-specific DNA binding; DNA-binding transcription factor activity, RNA polymerase II-specific
Source: RefSeq, a predicted model, not a curated record